Molecule: messenger RNA, 762 nt
Organism: Arabidopsis thaliana (thale cress)
Lineage: Eukaryota; Viridiplantae; Streptophyta; Magnoliopsida; Brassicales; Brassicaceae
Exons: 7
Coding region: 1-762 (253 amino acids)
Source: RefSeq, marked reviewed
AUGAGCUCCAUGUUGUGGAAAUGUAGUUGCAGCUGGGAAAGGAGCAUGAGUAUACGAUGGAGAGAGUUCAACACUGAACCUUUGAAGUACCAUUGCCAAGAAGAGUUUAGCUUGCAACAUCGAAAAGUUCUGACCGAUACAAGUCCGAGGGCCCGAGCUAAAUGGCAAGAAGGAGAGUCUUCCUUUGGUUGCACCCGCCACGCCAUUGGCGAAUCUCUCGGGCUUAAACUCUUUCACAUCGUCUCCCCAAAGAUCAGAAUCAUGGUGCACCAAGAGCAUUGGUAUUGUUACUACAACUCCUUCAGUAAGCUGGUGAAUAGAGUCGUAGAACUUCAUGGAGGAUCAUUGUUACCUAAUGAUAAUAACCAAAGAAGUGGCUUAGCCCUUCGAAAUCGGGUUCGUUGUUACCGAAGGCCUGAGAAAUCUCGUCUCUUGCUUUGUUUUGCCAAUCUUGAUGUUGGCUUAGAGCAACAAGUGUCCAAACAAACAAUGAAGAAGUCACAUUUUGACCAGCUAGAUAGAAAGCCUUGCAGUCAUCUAUCAGAUCAUCAAGACUCAGCCCUGAAUCUGCCAACAUCGAGAACAACAGUCGCUGUUUUUGUCGACGGCUCGAAUAGCAAGGAGACCAAGAUCAAUCUGUUCUUGUUGGAUUUCGAAGAUCUUGAUACCAUCUUUGUAGGAAUCACCAAAAGAAGCACGAGCAAGCAUACUUUUAAGUUGGGUGACUUGGUGGCGUGGCGUGGAUUCUUUAUUAAUACAUGA